AUGCAGAAUUCCACGGUGAAAUCCUCAGACGACGAUAUUUCCCAGUCAACACGCAAGAUUGAAGUUGCAACAUGGUGUACUGUGUUUGCCAUCGAAGCCUUUGUCACAGUAAUAGGAAACCUUCUGAUUGUCAUUAUCUUUGCGCGAGAUUACCGCCUAAGAAAGCCAAGCUCUUAUCUCAUUAUCAGCUUGGCGCUGGCAGACCUGUGCAUUGGCUUAAUUGUUCUACCCCUAUGGAUUUAUCAGGUGACAGGCUUGGGUGAGCUGUGGCAAACCAUCACUUUCCUGACGUUGGACAUGUUCGCAAGUGUUGCCUCGAUUUCAAACCUGGCCGCCAUAUCACUCGAGAGGUUAUACGCAACCAUGUUACCAUGGAGACAUCGCGCCACUCCAAAGUCCCAAGUUCUGUUCUUCAUUGCCUCUAUUUGGAUGCUGUCUGCCGUCAUCACGAGUUCGUAUGCGGUUGCACUUUUUGCGUAUUCGUCACCGUUGGGUUCCCUGUUUUCCUGGUUGCCCUAUAUUUGUCUCUUGUUGUUGGUAAUCUGUGGGUCGUACUCAGCUCUAUUUGUAAAAAUGCGACGAACUGACCAACGUAGAUCGGACAGAGAGCGCAAAUUAACGGUGACUUUGUUCAUGGCUACAGUUUUCUCCAUAGUCGCCUAUCUUCCAAUGGUUGUACUUGGCGUCAAGUACUUCGCUCUCAACAGAAAAACGAGCAAUCUUUUUCUCAACAUUAUGAGCUUUUUUAACUUUGGGAAUUCUCUUGUGAAUCCAUUUUUGUACGCAUUCAGAAUGCCAGAUUUUAGGAGGGCAGUUUGUUCACUGUUUGGCAUUUAUCACCAGGAUCAACAAACGCGCCAAAGUGAAAGAACGCCGCCUUCGUUUGCGUUGAGAGAGUUAUCAACAGCGGUUUCAUCAAGGAUAAGUCCUGUUGCUAGGCUCCCUGAGGCAGUUGACAAGCUUUCUGAACUGAAAUGA
Molecule: messenger RNA, 978 nt
Organism: Pocillopora meandrina
Lineage: Eukaryota; Metazoa; Cnidaria; Anthozoa; Scleractinia; Pocilloporidae
Source: the annotation of a GenBank genome assembly